CGAGAGGACGUAAGUACUACCAGGCUGACCUCCAAGUUGCCAACGUCUGGUUCAAGCUCUCACUGCUACUAUAGGGCGUGGAAUGUCAUGCCAACCCAUCAAAUGCUACGCACAAAUGUGAGGCAUUGGAGGAGCUACAUGCGCAAAAAGCCUAUAGAGUAGGUACCCGGGCCAGUAAUAUCGAUUAAAGGCUUGCUAUCACCCAGGGUGACUAAGUCAGUCCUCUGAUGUCAUCAUGAUGCCAUCUUACAGGUAGUUUAUAUAUGUCCAAGAUAACUACCACUUCCCAGUUCAAAGCUCAACUCACUGAUCAUGCCAGAAUCCAACAAGACGCGCAUUUUCGUAACAGGUGCUACUGGUUACAUUGGUGGAUCUGUUUUAUCUGCACUGUUGUCCCACCCUAGGGCCGAAUCGUUUCAGAUAACCGUUCUCACUCGCUCCGCCGAAAAGGUCGAGCUAUUCAAUAGCGUCGGUGUCGUAGCUGUCGUCGGCUCCAACCAAGAUCUUGAAAAGCUGACAGAGCAUGCUAGGGACUCUGAUGUAGUCUUUGCCUGUGCUGACGCCGAUGACCUUCAAGCAGUCAAAGCAAUCCUCUUGGGAUUGAAAAAGAGAUACGGUGAAACAAACAAGGUCCCUAUUCUCAUCCAUACUUCUGGAACCGGAAUCCUUAUCGACGAUGCCGCAGGAAAUUAUGCUACCGACAAAAUCUAUUCCGACCUUGACAUCCCAAUGAUCGAGUCACUACCCAAGACACAACCUCAUCGUGAAGUUGACAUCGAAAUUGUCGCUGCUGGUGAAACAGGUUACGUGCGGACAUAUAUUAUUUUGCCUUCGACGAUUUAUGGCAUCGCGGAUACAUCAUUGGUCAAACUCGGCAUUCAGAACCCGUACUCUAUACAAAUCCCUGGUCUUAUUAAAGCCAGCAUUAAGAGAAAACAGGGUGGAGUCGUCGGGAAAGGGUUGAAUCUAUGGCCCAACAUUCACAUCAAUGACAUAGCUACUUUAUACAUCACCGUUUUCGACGCUGCCAUGAAGGGCCCAGGUGGAGCAGGUCACGGUCGCGAGGGCUUCUAUUUCGGCGCAAAUGGAGAACAUCGUGUGGGUAGGAUCUCUGAGAUUAUCGCUGAGUUGUUAUAUGAGAUGAAGGUGGGCAAGAGUCCCGAACCUACCGUUUUCACGGAGGAAGAGUUGCAGAAGUAUUUUGGGGGCCCAUAUCUUGGAUCGAACUCCCGUGUGCGGGCGGAACGAGCUAAAUUGAUCGGUUGGAACCCAGUGCACGCUAUCGACAGCCUUUGGGCGAGUCUCAAGCCAGAGACCGAGGCGGUGGCGCAGAUACAAAACAUCUAAAUUGCGAAUCACAGAAAUUCAAGAUUUGUACUAUGGGCGCAAUUCUUAUCAACACUAGUUACUAUCCCAAAGCGCUCACACUUUGUAUGAUAUGUAUUCAGAAAUCACGCAAACCACCAGAUUAUCUAACUCGAAUCGCGAAAAUAAGAGACGAGUGCUAAGCACAUUCAACUAAGUACUGAAUCCCACAUUUGCUUUGCGACAGCGCAGGUUGGCCAU
Suillus subaureus is the source of this 1566-nucleotide messenger RNA. RefSeq lists its product as uncharacterized. The transcript is spliced from 6 exons. The coding region runs from base 313 to 1347 and encodes 344 amino acids. The record is from RefSeq and is a predicted model, not a curated record. NCBI's taxonomy places the organism in Eukaryota, Fungi, Basidiomycota, Agaricomycetes, Boletales, Suillaceae.